Telopea speciosissima is the source of this 318-nucleotide messenger RNA. RefSeq lists its product as uncharacterized. The record is from RefSeq and is a predicted model, not a curated record. NCBI's taxonomy places the organism in Eukaryota, Viridiplantae, Streptophyta, Magnoliopsida, Proteales, Proteaceae. The transcript is spliced from 2 exons. The coding region runs from base 67 to 276 and encodes 69 amino acids.
UCGUGACCGUGUCAUCGUUUUGUCAUUUAGAUCGCACUUCUCUCUCUUUCUUGAAGAAGAUCGAAAAUGGCGGACUGGGCACCGGUUUUGGUAGGAGUACUGCUAUUUGUGCUGCUUUCGCCGGGGCUCCUCUUUCAGCUACCGGGACACAGCCGCCAUGUGGAGUUCGGGAGCUUUAAGACCAACGGCAAAGCUGUCGUCGUCCACACCAUCAUCUUCUUCGCCAUCUUCACCAUCCUCAUACUUGCCGUCGGCGUCCACAUCUACACUGGCUGAUCCGAUCCGAUCCAAUCCGAUCUGGUAAUACCUUUGUGUUUU